This is a messenger RNA of Entamoeba histolytica HM-1:IMSS, 642 nucleotides long. RefSeq lists its product as uncharacterized. The transcript has 2 exons. The coding region runs from base 1 to 642 and encodes 213 amino acids. Lineage: Eukaryota; Evosea; Mastigamoebida; Endamoebidae. The record is from RefSeq and is a predicted model, not a curated record.
AUGGAAUUUAAAAGCCAUACUCCACCUCCUCUAAGAACUGACUUACUUACAAAAUUUAAACAAAUGAUUAUUGCAUUACCCAAUACUUCAUAUGUUUUAGGAGAACGUUUUGAUGAAAUAUUUGGAACAACAUCAUUAGAAGUUUUUCUUACGAAACUUAAAACAGUCUUUGGAGAAUUUGUUAAUAACAAAAGUGUUGAUGAAGCUAAAAGAAAAGAGGUUAUUGAUUCCUUUGAGUUUUAUGCUGAUAGAUUAUUAGACCUUUAUACACUCUCCUAUGAAGGAAAUGAAGAAGAAAUGAAAAAUUACAGUCAUUUGUCGUUAGGACGUCUUCCAAAAAAAGAAGAUUUAUUAAGUAAUUUUGAUGCGUCUUUACCUACUAAAAGUGAUAUUCCAAGUUAUAGUUCCAUCUUUAAUGAGACUAAACAAGAGAACCAACCAACAUUACCUGCACUUUUAUUAAAAAAGAUUUCAGAAGCAGACAGUGACUUAUUAAAGAAAGUUGUUGAAAUUGUUUCUCCAAUUAAUUCAUGUUGGAAUUGUCAAAUCUUCCUUGAAGACUUGAGUGAUGAAGUUGUCGAUAAAUUAGUUGCACUCUUUGAAAUUUCUCCAUCAGAAUAUUGUGGUGGUAAAAAUGAGUAA